CAGAGUUUUGGAAGUGGAGAGAGAAGCCUGUGAGUGAGGGAAUAGGAGGGCACAGGGUUACAGAAAAACAUUUAACCAAGCCAUUGCCUGUAGUGGAGGCAUCUGCUGCAGCAUCAUGGACACACAAUGACCAGCAGGGUGGCCCUGUCUGAAGGUCAGGUGCCUCUGUGCCCUGCUCACAAACCAAGUGACACUUGUCAUCAUGGCACAAAUUUGUGAAUGGGGACCAGCGUUGCUGGACCAGAGUGUGGGGCUGCUUUGAUUUACUGCAAGACUAGUAGUGGCCAGAAUGACUCGCUGGUUUGCCUGUUCCUCCAAACGGAAACAAACGGCUGACUGGAAUAAAUAUGAUGAGCGUUUGAUGAGAGCAGCAGAGAGGGGAGAUGCAGAGAAGGUCUCAUCCACACUUGCCAAGAAGGGUGUUAAUCCCAGCAAACUUGACUUGGAGGGACGCACAGCAUUUCAUGUUGUAGCUUCAAAGGGUCACCUGGAAUGCCUGAAUCUUAUCCUGGUGCAUGGGGUAGAUCUCACAGCCCCAGAUGCUGCAGGUAGAAACGCUCUGCAUUUAUCAGCAAAGUAUGGCCACUCCUUGUGUCUGCAGAAACUGCUGCAGUUCAAUUGCCCAACAGAGAAUGUGGAUCUGCAAGGCCGGACUGCCUUACAUGAUGCAGCCAUGUCUGAUUGCUGUUCCAGCGUGCAGCUUCUUUGUGAUCAUGGGGCUUCUGUUAAUGCAAAAGAUGGGGAUGGAAGGGCUCCUGUGGCUCUUGCAACCCAGAUGUGUCGCCCUGCCAUUUGUCAACUUUUAAUAGAAAAAGGAGCAGACAUUAAUUCCAGAGACAAGCAGAAUAAGACGCCCCUCAUGCUGGGCUGUGAGUAUGGCUGCAAGGAGGCAGUGGAUGUCUUAUUGAGAGCUGGAGCUGAUGUUAACUUGGUUGACUCCUUUGGUCAUGACUGUGCAUAUUAUAGCAGAAUUGGAGAUAACCUGGAGAUCCUAGCGAUGAUCAAAACAGCCAUGGAGAAUUCACCUCAAGGGCUAGAUCCUGUCCGAAGGAUUGUCUCUCUGCGUACGAGAAAGACAAAGCAAAACUCAGUGGAAGAGGGUAGUGUCGUAUCUAAGGAGAAAUCGCUGGAUCUGGAAGCUGAGAAUGAGAACUUACGGGAGAGGCUUCGGAAAAUACAGCAUGAGCAGAGAAGUCUCUUUGAGAAAGUGGAGGGAUUACAACUUCAGCUCAACCAGGAGCAAAUGAUGUCUGAUGACCUAGAGAAUGAGAAGGAGCAUUUGAAAUCUAUUCUAGAAGGAAAAGAAAAAGAACUAGAAGAAUGUCUGAGAACCAUGGAAGGUUUGAGGGGGAAAGUGAGAUAUUAUGAGCAGAAGAAUUAUUUGGCACAGAGCAGCCCAUUCGGUAAUGGUAAAGAAGAGGUUGUGAUGAAACAGAAUUCUAUAUUGGGUGUGGACCCACAGCUUGCAGCUCACCUGCCGGCCAGGUCUCAGCUGCGGCCACUGGAGCUCCCAGGAGAAAAUACAGAUCAGCGCCAUGAACUGGAAACUAUACGUAGAUACUAUGAAGCUGCAAGAGAUGAGACAAUAAAGUUGCAACAGGAGCUAUCAAGGAGAUCUUCUGAAUGUGUGGCGCUUGUCUCAGAGAGGGAUCGAUGCAAGGUGGAGUCUGACCAGCAAAUUCACCAACUAGAGGAUGCGUUGCGAGAUGUACAGAAAAGAAUGUUAGACUCUGAGGGGAAGGUCAAACAAAUGCAAACGCAUUUUCUAGCCCUAAAGGAUCACCUGACUCAGGAAGCCCUGAGUGGUAGUUCUCGUGCUGAGGACAUGGAGGAGCAGUUGAGAGAAGUCAAAGGGAAAUACGAGGGAGCAUCGGCUGAGGUUGGUAAACUAAGAAAUCAGCUGCGCCACAAUGAACUACUGGUACAAGAGCUACGCAGAGAGGAUGCCCGCUUGCGUAAGGAGAAUCGCAGGCUGCAAGAUGAGGUGGCUGUCUGUGAAGAAGAAAGGGAUCGCGCAGAACGCGUGACACAGGAGGCCAGAGAGCAGCUUGCCCUUUCUGUCACCACGGACAAGUUUGAGAACAUGCGAUGUCUGCUUACCAAUGAAGUGAAUGAGAAGUCCCGGGCAUUAGAGAUGGCUGAAGCGGAAUUGACACAAGUACAACAAGAGCUUGAAACUGCACACAGAGAAAAGAAAAGAACAGAAGCCAAAUUAGAUAUGUUGAGGAAGGAAGUUGAAGAAAUGAAUGUUAAGAAUCACAGCUUUGGACGAGAGGGUGAAAAACUGCAAGCAGAAAAGGUUCUGCUGCUGCGGCAAAUUGAGGAUCUUACUGCACAAAUAAAGAGCCAACACGUGCCAGCUGAGCUUCAUGCCGAGACCAAAAGAGCCUUAGAAGUAACCAUUUCUCAGCUUAACCAGAGACUAGCAGAAUCUGAAAAGACUCACAGAAAGUCUGAAAUGGAUAUGGAGAAACUGCAGAAAGAGAAGAAAGUAUUAACUGAAAAUAUAUCUCUGCUUCAGGCUUCAAGUACCCCUAAAGAGAUACAUGAAAGAGAGCUUACGUCCAUGAAAGCAAAGGCCAAAGAGCUAGAAAGGCAACUGGCUGAGGCACAGAGAAAACGUGAGGAGGAGACUGCUAGAGCAUGUAGUCUUCAGUUGGAGAACACCAGUUUUAGGGAGGAUUAUCUGCCACUGACCACCCACCACAAGGCCACUUCCAUGCUGACCAGUGAGCUUGACAAGACUAAAGAAGAUCUGGCAACACUUAAAAAACAAGUUGAAAAAGAAUGUGGAGAGAAGGCUGUACUAGAGUCAGAGCUUCAGGCUGAGUGUUCAAAACGCGCAGCACUACAAGCACAGGCAGACAGAGAAUCUCUCAAGCGGGCAGAUUUGCAAGCAGAGAUGAAAAGCAUUGUUAGAGAGCGUGAAGAACUGCAAGGGCAGCUGAAAACCAGAACAGAAGAGCUAUCAGAUUUGCAGGCCCAGAUGCGCAAGCUGAAAAUUCAGGUAGAUAAUGAAUAUGUGAAGCUUAAAGUACACGAAGAAAAAAUAUUGGAACUGCAAAAGCAAAAAGAACAAAUACUGCAAGAGUUGUCUCAAGCCCAUGCCAAGAACCAGCAGUCACAAGAGGAAGUGCUGAGACUUCAGACUGCGAUCCGCGGGCAGAAAGAGGAGCUGGAUACACUGCAGCACUGUAUUUCAGAGAAGUACGCUCCACUGGCCAGUAUAGAAGAAAGAGAGCAGAGCUUUCAGAAAUCACUUGGUGCGCUAGAGAAAGAACUGGAGAAGGAGCGCUGCAGAAGCAGAGAGAUUCAGCACAAGCUGGAGCAGCAUAAACAGGAUGCCCAAGACUUCCAGAAAAAAUUGGAGUCUGCAAAAUUAGUGUUACAACAGGAGAAAGCUGCUCAGGAGCAGGAGAAGCUUGCACUGCAGAGCCAGUUGGCAGAAACGCACGCUUUGCUUCUUCAAUUACAGAAGUCUGAGGCUGAGAUGAAGCAGAAACAGCAAGAACUCCGGGAGCAGAACUUAAAGGCUCAAAAUAAAAUCGGUGAGAUGAAAGAUCAGCUAAGGAACCAGUACAUUCCCAUUCAAGAGCAUGAGGACCUAAAGGCUAUUCUAAGCACAAAAGCAUCUCUGGAGGUACAGCUGAAAGAACAUAUGGGUCUGUAUGAAAAGGAACUGGAGAAAGUAAAGAGUCUUGAAAAAGAGCUUGAGAAACAGAAAGAUGGUUCUCUUCCCCUUGUGCUCCAUGCCCAGGAGGUGCAGGCCUGGCAGAAGAGACAAGCGGAAACACAGAAAAGGCUGCAGGAGAAGGAGGAAGCAGCGCAGGCAGCAGAGCAGCAGCUUAAACAGCUCAAGGAUGAACUACACACACUCCGCCUCAACUUGCAGGAGGCUGAGCAAGAGAAAGAAGAUUGCACUGCUGCAAGGAUAGAACUGGAGCAGAAAGUAGCUCAGAUGGAGCAGAGCAGCAGCAAGGGCAAUGAACAGGCCACGCAAAUGAGCCAAGAGCUGCAGAAAUCACAAGAGGAGAGUGUGAAAUUAAGAGAGAAAAGCAGUGUCAUUGAACAUGAAAUUUCCCAGCUCAAAGGAAGGUACGACGAAUCUCUGGCCACAAUAGAAGAGCUAAAGAGUCGAAUCCUGUCGUCAGCCAAAGACCUUAAAGACAAGGACAAAGAGAUCUCUGCUCUCGUAAAUGAUGUGGAGAGGCUGAAAAUAGCUAAGGCCCAGAUGACAGAAGUUGUUGGGAAGAAACUGUCGUAUGAGAUCCUGCAGUCUCAGGUGGUGUCUCUGCAGCGCCAACUAGAGGAAACUCAGCAGAAGCACCAAGACAUCAUUGCCAUCUACCGCUCACACCUGCUUAGUGCUGCCCAGGGUCACAUGGAUGCUGAUGUCCAAGAUGCCUUGUUACAGAUUAUCCACAUGCGGCAAGAGCUCGUCUUCUAAAACCUUCACUUCUUUUGUUAUGUGAAUAGAGGCCAGGGACUUACUCAAUGUACAUUAAACCAGUAAUGAUUAAAUAUACAUAUAAUUAUGGGAGACCAAAAUACAAAAUAAACAAAAAAUUAGGUAUAGGAAGUGGAUUAGUAACAGAGGUCAAACAUUGGAGCACAAAGAAGAUGGGGUAAAUAAAUGGAUGUGCAUGGGAAGGUGAAUAGAAGGGAGGGUUUGUGUAGGGGAGAAGGAUAUGUAAGUGACUUAAUUGAAGGGUAUAGUAAUGUGAUGGGUUGGAGGCCUAAAAGUUGCCUGUUGGGCUGUGUAUAGCGAGAGGAAGAGCAGCAGGAGAUGAGCGAGAGUAAGGUAGAAAAUUGAUAUUGGAUUGAGGGCAUAAACGCUGGGUGAGGCAGAGAGGGUAUGUAAGUGAGUACAGCGCACAGGGAAGGUACCAGAGAAUAGAGACGGCAGCACAGAAUUUGAGGUGAGAUUUGAAGCCGCAUGUGAUAAAAAGGGAAAGGAUUUUUGGGGGAUGUUUUAGGAGAACCACAUACAAUACUUGUUUUUGUAUAUUAAUGCAUCUUUUUGCUCAGCUGACAUCUUUAUUUUCACCCUUGUCCGCAAAACAGAUCUUAGUUGUCAUACUGAGCACCAAAUUAACUUCAAUAUUACGGCCAAAAAUAGAACUGAGACUUAGUGGGAAAAACCAUACCAGGCUCCAGAAUACCAGUUUACACUCCUACCAGUUUACACUCCGAGUAAAUAGACAGUAAAUAGACAUAGAAUUCUAUAUUUAUUUUAUAUAUAUAUUUUUUGUAUGGGUAUUUUGAUCACUUACUUCAUGGAAUGAUCAGCUGGUCUGACAGAAAUUCCAUGCUAACUAAAUACUGCAUAGCUGUAGAGGUGGCAGGACCAUACCAUUAUCCAGUAUAUGCUCAUGUGCCUUUCUCUUUAUUAUGUCUUUACAACUGUUUCUAGCAGUGUUUUUGCUGCAUCUCUAUACAGUGCUAUGGCUUUUUGCUCUCAUUGCCAGUAUUUUUGCUCAUGCCAGACAAAGGCUAGCCUGGCUUAUUUUAUCUUUUCAUUUAUAGAGGCAGGAAGAUGUGUGCUCAGUCCUAUUUCUUGGCUGCAUUUGUGUACAAUUCAAUAAAUAAACCAUGUUAAACCUG
Messenger RNA from Xenopus tropicalis (tropical clawed frog), 5604 nucleotides. It is a transcript of the gene uaca, whose product is annotated as uveal autoantigen with coiled-coil domains and ankyrin repeats. The record is from RefSeq and is a predicted model, not a curated record. NCBI's taxonomy places the organism in Eukaryota, Metazoa, Chordata, Amphibia, Anura, Pipidae. Gene Ontology annotation, cellular component: cytoskeleton; nucleus. Gene Ontology annotation, molecular function: actin binding. The transcript is spliced from 19 exons. The coding region runs from base 290 to 4447 and encodes 1385 amino acids.